AUGGCUCUCACUUGCACCGACAUUCCAAAGUUCUUGUGUGCGAUUCUUUUGCCGCCACUCGGUGUGUUCUUCGAGACUGGAUGUGACUACCAUUUGGCCAUCUGCAUCUUGCUCACAAUUCUCGGAUAUAUUCCAGGAAUCAUCUACGCGUGCUACGUCAUCGUCGAUCAAUAA
Messenger RNA from Caenorhabditis briggsae, 174 nucleotides. Bases 1 to 174 code for a protein of 57 amino acids. Gene Ontology annotation, cellular component: membrane. The record is from RefSeq and is a predicted model, not a curated record. Lineage: Eukaryota; Metazoa; Nematoda; Chromadorea; Rhabditida; Rhabditidae. The transcript is spliced from 2 exons.